This is a messenger RNA of Lottia gigantea (owl limpet), 1581 nucleotides long. RefSeq lists its product as hypothetical. Gene Ontology annotation, biological process: sodium ion transport; transmembrane transport. Gene Ontology annotation, molecular function: symporter activity. Bases 1 to 1581 code for a protein of 526 amino acids. The transcript is spliced from 11 exons. The record is from RefSeq and is a predicted model, not a curated record. Gene Ontology annotation, cellular component: membrane. Lineage: Eukaryota; Metazoa; Mollusca; Gastropoda; Lottiidae.
AUGGCGAAUAGUGACCGAUUUGACUGGCCAGACUUUGUGGUGCUUGGUGCCAUGUUGGCCGUUUCUAUAUUCAUUGGACUGUAUCAUGGAUUCCGCAAAAAGAAACAAUCUACGGACGAAUAUUUAAUGGGCGGAAGGAACAUGUCCUUUUUACCCGUCGCAUUUUCAGUGAUGGCAAGUUUCCUCUCCGCCAUUUCUGUUCUUGGUGCCCCAGUGGAGAUUUACACUUUUGGUGCUUCAUUCUGGGUGAACGCACUUUCAUAUUUCAUCUCGGUUCCCAUCACUGCUCAUGUCUUCAUCCCGUUGUUCUUCAAACUCAAGAUAUCCAGCGCUUAUGAGUAUUUAGAGAUGAGAUUUAACAGAAAGAUUAGACUCAUGGGAUGUUUCGUUUUUACAGUUCAAAUGAUAUUUUACAUGGCGGUUGUGUUUUAUGCUCCAGCAUUGGCGUUUAGUCAUGUGAGUGGUUUGUCUCUAUGGAUUUCAGUUUUAGCAGUAGGUGCAGCAUGUACAGUUUAUACAUCCGUCGGAGGAUUAAAGGCUGUGGUAUGGACAGACGUCUUUCAGUUACUGGUGGUACUCUCUGGACUCUCAGCUCUGGUAAUUAAGGGUACCCUGGAUGUCGGAGGGCUGGGAACAGUCUGGGCUAGAGCUAAAGAAGGAGGAAGACUUGAUGUCUUUAAUUUUGAUCCCGACCCCCGGGUACGCCAUACCGUAUGGAGUUUAAUAAUUGGGGGGUCUAUCACUACCCUCAGUGUGUAUGCUGUCAAUCAAGCCAUGGUACAGAGAUAUCUCUGUGUUAAAAAUCUUAAAACUGCUCAAGGGACGAUAUAUUUCAAUCUACCAGGGAAUGUGAUAACGACAUCUCUCCUGUCUCUACUGGGACUGGUAGCUUACGCCAAAUAUAAAGAUUGUGAUCCUUUUAAAAGUGGGCGUAUAACACAACUAGAUCAGCUAGUUCCAUUGAUGGUUACAGAAACUCUUGGAGUGAUUCCUGGAAUGGCCGGGUUAUUCGUUGCCUGUGUUUUUAGUGCUGCCUUAAGCACUGUGUCAUCUGGUGUGAACGCUCUGUCGUUAGUCUACCUAGAGGAUGUAGUGAAACCGGUUUAUAAACUGUCCAGGGGAAAGCAGAUUUCAGAUCGAGCAGCAACCGUGAUCUCGAAAUGUUUGGCAAUAUUUUUUGGUUGCUUGACAGUAGGACUGGCGUUUUUAUCGAGUUUUAUGGGAAGAACGAUAUUGAAUAUUGCUUUACGAUCGUUUGGAAUGACUGGUGGACCAUUGUUGAUGUUAUUCCUUCUCGCCAUGUUCUUCCCGUCUAUUAAUUCCUGGGGAGCCGGCGUAGGUUUAGUGUGUAGCUUAUUAUUUAGUUUCUGGUUAGGAAUUGGUGCCAUAAUUCAUCGCCCUCCUAUGCCAGUGCUUUCGUUGGUAACAGACCAAUGUCACGUGGCAGCUAUAAACACUACAGUAGUCAAUCUGACGUCAACUUUCAUGACGUCGUCGUCAGUCACAGACGUCUAUAAUCUGACGUCAAACUUCACGAGUUCCACUGGUUCGUCAACUAGUGUUCACUCAUCAUACAUGUAA